Dryobates pubescens (Downy woodpecker) is the source of this 1772-nucleotide messenger RNA. It is a transcript of the gene NFYB, whose product is annotated as nuclear transcription factor Y subunit beta. Lineage: Eukaryota; Metazoa; Chordata; Aves; Piciformes; Picidae. Gene Ontology annotation, molecular function: RNA polymerase II cis-regulatory region sequence-specific DNA binding; DNA-binding transcription activator activity, RNA polymerase II-specific; protein heterodimerization activity. The transcript has 7 exons. Gene Ontology annotation, biological process: regulation of transcription by RNA polymerase II. Gene Ontology annotation, cellular component: nucleus; CCAAT-binding factor complex. The record is from RefSeq and is a predicted model, not a curated record. Bases 507 to 1124 code for a protein of 205 amino acids.
UUUUGAAGGGAAAAGGAGAGCAGAGGCGAGUCACUGCGUUGUGGUGGGGGUACCGGGGUGACGGUGCGGGCAGUCCGACCAGGGCACGGCGGUUCGGGGCGGGAACAGCGGGCAGUGGUCUGCAGGAGGGCUCCGGCAAAAAUCUCCCAGCAGUGGGCCGGUAUAGGUGUGCGGCCUCUUGUCCCCACAGGCCCGGGGGGCUGCUGCCUUCAGCACGGAAAUGACAGCCAUGGUGAUCUAACAAUAAAGUUGGUAAAUAACGGAAUACUGUGUCUUCUUCGAUCUUGAAAAGAAGGGAUCACAGUAGAUUAGGUGCUUAUCGAAUAGAUGUGAGCUAGGUGUUAGGAAGACUUGGAGUGUAUUUGUGUAAGUAAGAAGGUUUCCCCCCAUGUGCGGUCUGAUGUUGCAUCAUUGAAGGGCAUGAAAUCAGGAAGUGAAAUUGAUCGUAUGGCACAGCCGAGGAGUAUCGACACUAUCUUGACCUGUAGCACACAUGGCAGAUAGAGAUGGAUGGUGAUAGCUCCACGACAGAUGCUUCUCAGUUAGGAAUUGCUGGGGAUUACAUUGGUGGCAGUCACUAUGUGAUACAGCCUCAUGAUGACACAGAGGAUAGCAUGAAUGAUCACGAAGAUACAAACGGCUCAAAAGAGAGUUUUAGAGAACAAGAUAUAUAUCUUCCAAUUGCAAAUGUGGCAAGGAUAAUGAAAAAUGCCAUACCCCAAACAGGAAAGAUUGCUAAGGAUGCAAAGGAAUGCGUGCAAGAGUGUGUAAGUGAAUUCAUCAGCUUUAUAACGUCAGAAGCAAGUGAGAGGUGUCACCAAGAGAAAAGAAAGACCAUCAAUGGAGAGGAUAUUCUCUUUGCCAUGUCAACCUUGGGGUUCGAUAGCUAUGUUGAACCUUUGAAGUUAUACCUCCAAAAAUUCAGAGAGGCAAUGAAAGGAGAAAAGGGAAUUGGCGGAACAGUUACAACUGGAGACAGUCUAAGUGAGGAGCUCACAGAGGAAGCAUUUACUAACCAGUUGCCAGCAGGUUUAAUAACUACAGAUGGCCAACAGCAGAAUGUUAUGGUCUACACAACAUCAUAUCAACAGAUCUCUGGUGUGCAACAAAUUCAGUUCUCAUGAUUUGAAGAUAACUUUGUAUCUGGGAACACAAGACGGAAAAGCUGUGCGACUCUAACGAAGAGGCAGUUUUAAUGACUGGUGAAGAGAUUUAUCUCUUUGUAUAUUAAAUAGCUGUAAUGUAGCUACCAGAAGCUUGACUAAUUGAGGUGUGAGUUCUGACUCAAAUCUUUUUCCAUGAUGAUUUUAAGGAAAAAAAAAAUUGGAUUUUAAAGGUAUUAAAAUAUUUUUGUUUUGUACAAGAGUUUGUUGCUCUGUAUAACUCCUGUAUGCAUUGUAUAUUGCAAUUUAUUACUGUCAGAGAUUUGUAGACAGUUUCUUAUUUUCAUAUUGAAUCAUGUUACUUUUGUAAUUCAGGUAAACAGCUGGGUUAAUUCAUGUUUACCCUUUGAAUAAACUUGUAAGGGGUAAAGUUCAUUUUCGAAUGCAAGUUGCCUUUAUUAUUAUAAAGAUUGAGUUGGUCUUGGUUAUGUAACGCUUGUCUUGCAUGACAACCUCAACUAACCUUACGUGUCAACAUAUUUAUUGGAAUUUUGAAAGGGAGCAGGCCAGAUGAAUUGCUACAACUGCAGUUUUUUUAACCUAACUUCAGAAUUAAAAGUUAAUCGAAACCAACCAGUGCUCUGCUACACUCGGAGACUUGGAGCUUAU